AUGCCCCCUUUUCCCAUGCCUCCACACGACAUCUGGAGCCAGGACGCGUUCCAGCACCCGUCCUACAACCCGACUCCGAUCCCCCGUCGGCCCCACCCCCAACCCCAGGCCGGCGGCGCCGGCAGCAGCCCCCGCGCCACCCGGGCCUCCGAGCCAGCCCCCAGUGACCCCGUCUCCAAGGAGUUCUUCAAGCACUCGAGCGGCAAGCGCGUCAAUACGGACGCCCUCAUCUCCAAGGCCCUCAAGGAGCAGUACCCGUACCUUGAGCUCGUCGUCGUGCCCGAGUCCCUCGGGUACGGCAACGGCUGCAACCUGCUCGCCUACGCCCAAGGCGGCCACGCCACCUUUGAGGUCAUUGAGGACAAGGGCGAUAACCUGCCCUCGUCGCUCGAGUGGCUGCUGUACCUGCCACCCUCCCGGCGUAUGGACGGCAACCUGGGCGGUCUGGCUACCAUCACCAACUAUGGCAAGUACCUGUACAAAUGGCAGGGCCAUGAGUUCAUCGUCUACCUCAUUGACGGGCGCGACGGCGUCAUGCCGUACCCGAUCAAGAACUACUACAUCCUCGCGCCCCAGACGUACCAUGUCGACCAGCUCGUCCUGUCUGCAGGUAAAUGGAGCAGCGAUCUCCACGAAGAGGUUUGGGUCUUUGACCAAGGGUACUGGCAAAAGAGCCAUGAGCUGUUCAAGAGCUUCCGCGAUGCUUCGUGGGAGAACGUCAUCCUGGACGCGGAUAUGAAGAAGGCCCUCAUUGAGGACCACCUCUCGUUUUACAACUCCCAGGAGACCUACCAGAACCUCAAGGUGCCGUGGAAGCGCGGUCUCAUCUAUUACGGACCGCCGGGGAACGGCAAGACCAUCUCCAUCAAGGCCACGAUGAACAUGCUCUUCCAGAGGGACAUCCCCACGCUCUACGUGCGCACGCUGGCUUCCUUCAUGGGCCCCGAGUACUCCAUCCAGCAGAUCUUUAGCAAGGCGAGGGAGUACGCGCCCUGCUACCUUGUCCUGGAGGACCUCGACACCAUUGUCUCGGAUGACGUGAGGAGCUAUUUCCUGAAUGAGAUGGAUGGUCUCAAAGCCAAUGACGGAAUCUUCAUCAUUGGCAGCACCAAUCAUCUCGACCGCCUCGACCCAGGCAUUUCUAAACGCCCAUCCCGCUUCGACAGGAAGUACUUCUUCCCGGACCCCGACCUCGAGCAGCGCAUCGCCUACUGCCACUUUUGGCAGAACAAGCUCAAGAACAACAAGGAAAUUGACUUCCCCGACGAGCUAUGCGAGGCCAUUGCCAAGAUUACGGACAAGUUCAGCUUUGCGUACAUCCAAGAGGCCUUUGUGGCAGCCCUGCUCGCCAUUGCACGACGCUCAGAUCACCGCAGCAGCAGUACUAGCAGUAAGCGGGGCAGCGUCGAGGCUCUGACGGAGCAGUUCGAGGACGACUGGCUUGGGGUGGUGGUAGAUAAUGCCUCGGACGGAGAGGACUUGAAGAAGCUGACGCUUUGGGUGGAGAUUAAGAAGCAGAUUGAGAUUCUGAGGGACGGGAUGGAAGAGAAGAAUUAG
Molecule: messenger RNA, 1557 nt
Organism: Colletotrichum orchidophilum
Lineage: Eukaryota; Fungi; Ascomycota; Sordariomycetes; Glomerellales; Glomerellaceae
Product: ATPase
Exons: 2
Coding region: 1-1557 (518 amino acids)
Biological process (GO): protein import into peroxisome matrix
Cellular component (GO): cytosol; peroxisomal membrane
Molecular function (GO): ATP hydrolysis activity; ATP binding
Source: RefSeq, a predicted model, not a curated record